Gekko japonicus is the source of this 1467-nucleotide messenger RNA. It is a transcript of the gene SIRAL1, whose product is annotated as family with sequence similarity 118 member B. Bases 133 to 1167 code for a protein of 344 amino acids. The transcript is spliced from 9 exons. NCBI's taxonomy places the organism in Eukaryota, Metazoa, Chordata, Lepidosauria, Squamata, Gekkonidae. The record is from RefSeq and is a predicted model, not a curated record.
UGGCGUAGAGAGAUGAAAUCGCUUCCUGCCGACUCUGUUGUUGCUGCUGUCGCCGGUUGCAGUGCCCUGUGCAAGUUUAACACCAGUUUCAUCUGCCUGUGAGGACUGCAUCUCCUCAUAGAAAGAAACUGGAUGGCUUCUAAUGUGAGUCUGACUCUGGAUAAAGAAGCCUUGUUGAAAGAUGGGAUUCCCCCCACAAAAAAGCCCAGGAAGUUGUUGCCUAGUCUAAAAACCAAGCGGCCCCAGGAGCUCGUGCUGGUGAUUGGGACUGGCAUAAGUGCAGCUGUCGCGCCUCAAGUGCCGGCCCUGAAAUCAUGGAAAGGCCUAAUCCAGGCCUUGCUGGAUGCUGCUAUUGACUUUGACCUCCUUGAAGACGAGGAACGGAAAAAAUUUCAGAAAUGUCUCCGAGAAGAUAAGAACCUCAUCCAUGUUGCCCAUGACCUUAUUCAGAAAUUGUCGCCGCGCACAAGCAAUGUCCGUUCCACAUUCUUCAAAGACUGCUUGUAUGAGGUCUUUGACGACCUGGAGUCCAAAAUGGAAGACACCGGGAAACAGCUUCUCCAGUCUGUGCUCCAUUUGAUGGAGAACGGUGCCCUCGUGCUCACCACCAACUUCGACAACCUGUUGGAAAUUUAUGCUGCGGACCAAGGGAAGCAGCUUGAAUCUCUCGACCUCACAGAUGAGAAAAAGGUGCUGGAGUGGGCACAGGAGAAAAGGAAGCUUAGUGUUUUACAUAUCCAUGGAGUGUACACAAACCCCAGUGGAAUAGUGCUGCAUCCUGCUGGCUACCAGAAUGUCCUGCGCAACACAGAGGUCAUGCGGGAGAUCCAGAAGUUGUACGAAACAAAAUCAUUCCUGUUUCUGGGCUGUGGUUGGACUGUGGACGAUACCACAUUUCAAGCCCUCUUCCUAGAAGCUGUGAAGCACAAAUCCGACUUGGAGCAUUUUAUGCUUGUGCGCCGCGGCGACGUGGACGAGUUCAAGAAGCUCCGAGAAAACAUGCUGGACAAAGGGAUUAAGGUGAUUUCCUAUGGGAACGAAUACGCAGACUUGCCUGAAUAUUUUGAGAGGCUUACAGAUGAGAUCUCCAACCGGGGUCGAGCAGGUCUGCCUCGAGAAGGACAGCUAAAUGGCACAGCUGGAACACACACUGAAAUGAAAGUUUAAGGGCAGGGUCUGCAGUACCCACCCAGAUGACGGAAGACCCUGACCUCUGUUCAGAGUGCAGCUCCGGAGCUGGCCAAGCCCCCUGGGCGCUACAGGUUAAUCCUUAUGCUGACAACCGAAAGUAAGGUACCGGGCGGCUCAGUAGGGCACAUGGCUCUCAAGGUCACUCCGGAAGGAAAAAUGAAGCAUUACUUUCUCUGCGGCUGGUUCUUGACGUGCCCGGGUUCUGGCUGCUGCCCUGACACGAGAAACUCCUUGACUUGACACAACGCUCCUGACUCGGGCACGAAGACUCGUCUG